CUCCCACGGCUCUGAAUCGAAUUUGGAUAUGGGUAUUUUUGUUCUUGCGUUUAGGAGUUUACCGGUUGGUUCGGUUUGGAUUCGGUUCUGUUUGGUUGGAUAGUGCAUCCAUCUAUUUGUCUGUUUUCGUUCGUUGUUUAUUGCUCAUUAUUCGCAUCAUUCUGUUUAUACGUUACUCCUGUACAUGGCCUGUUGUUGUUGUAGUUCUGUAGAAACGAGCUGGUAGACGUAUCUAUCGUUAGCAUUUUAUAUCGCAUCGUAAUAUAGCACAUUCAUACACAUACACAUGCAUAUACACAUAUACAUAUACACAGUGGCGGAAAUGUACAUGUCACAUCCUAUCCAUGUAUUUAUUCCUCCUCAUCUCCCCAUCUUCUCCUCAGACCUUGCCCUGUUCCUGGCUAGGCCAACUAACUUACACACGGGUAUAUAUGUAUGUAUGUAUGUACAUGUGUAUCGCCCAACAUGCGACGUCCAGCAUCCCACAUCCCAUCCUCGGAUAUAUCAACCCACCCACCCAUCGCCCAUAAACGUCCCAUAUAUUUUGGGGAAAAGAAAAACAAAGCAAACCCCCGCGCCGCGCCGUGCCGUUUCGCUACUCGUUACAUCGUCAACGCUUGAUAUGUACUGGAGUCGACGCACCCCGAAGCCAAAAAAGGCGAAAAAGAAAGGUAAAGUAGAAAAAAGAAAAAGAAGAUGAACCAAAAGGUGCGCGGAACCUUUUAUUUUCCCCACGCGCCUCGCCGCCCACAUUGACAAACAAAACAAACAAGACAAGAUAAGGCUAGAAGCGCAAAACAA
Molecule: messenger RNA, 801 nt
Organism: Dothidotthia symphoricarpi CBS 119687
Lineage: Eukaryota; Fungi; Ascomycota; Dothideomycetes; Pleosporales; Dothidotthiaceae
Exons: 1
Coding region: 287-700 (137 amino acids)
Molecular function (GO): metal ion binding; oxidoreductase activity, acting on single donors with incorporation of molecular oxygen, incorporation of two atoms of oxygen
Source: RefSeq, a predicted model, not a curated record